GCUCUCGAAUAUUUUUACAUCAAGUGAUGGUGAUAUCCAUUAUCAUUUAUACAUAUGUAAAUAAAUAUAUAUGUACAAAUCAAAUGUGCUAACUGCACUACUCUUGAGCCAUUCUCGCAAGUUUCGCGUGUCAUGCGGAUGCACAACUCAAAACAUAACACAAGAUGAUUGCAUAAUUAAUUAUACUUGCUGUGUAUGUGUGUAGUAGUAUGCAACCAGUUAUUAAUGUUUAUUGAUUUUAUUAAUUAUUCUUUUUGGUUUUUUGCAUGGAUCAAGCUUUGCUGAGUAUAGAAUAUACCUUAAAUAAGUUGACUAUUAUUUGCUAAAACUCAUUUGUACGAUCUUUUGUGUGUCCAGAGGAAAUAUUUAUUCUAAUGUGUAAUGCUCUCGACGGCUAGUGUAGAAAUAGCAGUUGCAGGCGCUGCAGUCAAUAAUUGGUGGUAAAACGCGAAACAGGAAAACAUGUUCUUCGCUUCUUGCGCUAUUACUAAGAAUACAAAGUGAAGAUGCUCUAGUGUUGGAAACAAAAAAGUGAAAUUAGUAGAGGAAUUAAAAUAGAAAGUGCAAUUAGAAUUUAACAGACCGAAAACCGUACAUUUUUGAAUAAGAUAAAAAAAAUAUGCCGUUAGCCUACCGCUUGCUGUUCUUACUGUCCGCCUUCUUCAUACUAAAUGUGGUCUUACAACACCUAACGGUCAACGCUGAUACAAAAGUGCUGCACACACUCAGCUUCAAUCAACCAGGUUACAGUACCCGUCAUGAGGUCAUCACACUCGAGAACGCCGGCACCGCUGAUGAGGAGUUGGUGGUUAGAGGCAAUUGGACCGUUGAACUCGGUCCACCGAACAAGGAGGGUCUCAUAUUUUUGGCGAUAACGGAGUAUACUGCCGAUAAACAUGGAUAUCACGUGCAUUAUCGUAUCGGGACGGUACCGUUAUUGGAAACCCGGUUGAGUGGAAGUCUGUUAAUGUCCGCAGCGGGCUAGAAAAUCGAGUGUUAUCGAAUAUUUUUAUGUGUUUGAAAGGGUUUCGAACUUUUUAAAUGCUGUGAAAUCGUAAACUCAAAUCAAAUUAGUUUUUUGAGUAUUAUUUUUUGUUAUUUUUUAUAUAUAUAUAAGUGUUUCUAAUGACUUGUCAACUGGUGUAUGCAUCAAAGCGAAACAUAUUUUUUAAAUAAAACAUAAAUACUCAUUUAAGAAACCAACCAGAA
Bactrocera oleae (olive fruit fly) is the source of this 1209-nucleotide messenger RNA. RefSeq lists its product as uncharacterized. Lineage: Eukaryota; Metazoa; Arthropoda; Insecta; Diptera; Tephritidae. The record is from RefSeq and is a predicted model, not a curated record.